GUAGUAGGAGUGUAGAGUGUUCCUGAGAAAUCUAAUCUCAAGCUUGUGUGUGUGAUCUGAGCCAGGUAGCAGCAGCAAGCGCUUAGUGCAGGAGGAUCGGAGAUGGUUCACCUCGGCGAUAACCAGACAGCAAUCCUCCUCUGCCCGCCCGCCAUUGACAUGUACAUCCAGAACCUCACGUCGUCCUACACCGAGAAGAGCAACGAGGCCAGCAUGGUGUCCGCCUCCGUCAUCAUGUUCGUCCUCGCCGGCCUCUUCUUCAACCUCAACCUCUUCAGCGGUCUCUCCGACGUCAGCGCCACCCUCGACCCCAAGGUCCGCCUCUUCCUCUCCUCGGCGCUCUCGCUCCUGCUCCCCGUCAUGUCCUACCUCUUCUCCGAGGCCAAGAACGCCGGCUCCUCCGCCGCAGGCGCCCGCGCCGGCGAGCUCUCGCUGGGCGCCCUGAUGAUCCUGGCGUGGAUGCUCCUGGUGGAGCUCCUCCGCAAGAAGGUGGACGAGAUCCGGAUGCGCGGGUACUCGGGCUCCAUCCAGCGCGCCGGCCGCGUCGUGCUGCUGGGGAGCUUCAUCUUCUUCAACAUCAAGACCGCCGGCCGGAAGGCGGCGUUCAGCAUCCUCUGGAUCAUCUGCGCCACCAGGGUGGUGCAGAGGAUCGCCUUCACCGAGAUCGGCAAGUACUCGUACGCGCAUGGCAAGAACGCCCGCCUCAUCAACUCCUACAUGGCCAAGAUCCUGAAACAAGAGGACCAAGCUGUCCACCAGGUCCAGGAUGGACACGAGCUGCUGAAGAGCUGCAGGUACAUUGUGAUGGGAGAAGAGAGGAUGGUGCAGGAACCCACUGCAGAUGGCUACAAGCUGGACAUGACCACCCUCGAUGGUGACAGUAGCAUCGUCACUGUUGGCAAAGUCUGGAAGCUCGACGAGAACAGCAACACGCUCUUCACCACCCCUGACCAAGUCCAACGCCUCAAGAGACUCUGCCUCUCCUUCGCUCUCUUCAAGCUGCUGCGCCGGAAGUUCGAGCACCUGCCGGCGGUGACCGACGAGGAGGCGCAGGACUGCCGGGACCUCAUCCUGAAAGGCCUGCUGCGCGGCAACAAUAAUGGUGGGAUCGCCGCCGCAGCAGAGGAACUGUUCCAGGUGAUCAACGACGAGGUCAUCUUCCUCAGCGAGUACUACCACUCCGUCGUCCCCGUCGUCCUCGCAAGCCCCUUCUUCCUCCUCGUGAACUACUUCCUUGUCCUCAUAGUCGUAGCCGGCUUGUGCAUCAUGGCCAUUAUUCUCUGCGGCAACGGAGACGCCAUCUAUGCGUUCAUGAGCAUCGGCGCAGACAACUACACUUUGCACUCCGGCAUCGGCAGGGUAGCUGUAUGCCUCAUCAUCAAAUCCAGGAACUCGCCGGAAGCCUUCUUUUCCGUCGUAGACAUCUCCAUCACAAUCCUUCUGUUCAUCAUCUACUUCUACGAGGAGAUCUGGGAGUUCUUCGUCUUCAUCCUCUCCAACUGGUUCAUGGUCUCACUGGUCUGCAGCUACAUGGCCAAACCCCAGUGGCGUGAGAGCCCUUCCAUUCGGUACGCCAUCCACCGGAUCGUCUGGCUACGGAGCAAGCUGAACCAUGGCAGCCUUAGCUUCCGGCAGUUCUCGGUGCUGAACAUCCGGUGGCCAAUCAGAUUGCCAUUCUAUUCAACACUGUCCUUACUGUUGGGGACAGAAUUGGUGCCGAAUAAUCUGAAGCAAUCGAUCAUAGAUCAUCUUGUGGAUCAUCAUGACCGUCAUCGUACCGGCACCGCCUACUCUACUCCUCUUACGAAUGGCAAAUCCGCCCUGCAGAGGAACUACCUCUUUGACAAGCUCUCAUGGGCGUGCCAGAGCGACAGCGUUUCAGAGGUGUUCCUCACAUGGCACAUCGCCACCGGCAUCUUGGAAGUGAAGUGUAGCAGCAACAAGCAGCUUCCUGAAGCGGCGGCGAGCAGAGCAGCGGUCAGGCUGUCCAAGUACUGCGCCUACUUGGUGGCCUUCCACCCGGAGCUGCUGCCGGACAACCCGGAGAAGGCGGAGCGGGUCGUGGAGGGCAUGAAGGCGGAGCUGAGCAGCAUCUUCUGGUGGUGGGAGUACUACCUGUGCUCCCAGCGCGCACGGGUGAGCAAGAUCAUGGGAGCAGCAGCUGCUGAAGGCCAGCAGGGUGAUCAUCAUCAGAUGAACGGGGUUGUGAGGAACGGCGCGAGGCUAGGGGGUUUGCUAGUGGACGUAGCUCGGAGCCAUGGCCCGGAAGCGGCGUGGAAGCUGGUGGCGGACGUGUGGACGGAGCUCGUCGUCUUCGUGGCGCCGUCGGGCGAGGAGGAGCGCGUCAAGGGGCACGGCAACGUCCUGGUGCAGGGAGGCGAGUUCAUCACCGUGCUCUGGGCGCUGGCCACGCACAUCGGCGUGUCCCGCGAGGCCAACAAAAGAUCGGUGAAGACUUUGGAGGACCUGAUGGGUGAGUCCAUGCGUGCGCCCCUGCCUGUUGACGGCGCCAUGGAGAUAAGCAUGAUGUAG
Panicum hallii is the source of this 2532-nucleotide messenger RNA. RefSeq lists its product as uncharacterized. The record is from RefSeq and is a predicted model, not a curated record. Bases 103 to 2532 code for a protein of 809 amino acids. The transcript has a single exon. Lineage: Eukaryota; Viridiplantae; Streptophyta; Magnoliopsida; Poales; Poaceae.